AUGUGACUUGAUAUAAAAACGUCAUCCAUUGGCUUAACAUCAUGUCAACCAAUCAGAUUAGCUGUACCAUUUGCACUGUGAAGAACUAUGUUUCAGUGAUUGCGAUUUCCGGGAAACAUGGCGCAUCAUAGCGAAUUUCUGUUUCGUGUACCGUUUCUUGUUCUUUUGGAAUGGUUACUCUGUCUCGAUGUCAAACAGUACAGCGACUGGUCCCCAUAUGGAAGAAUUAUGCAGUUGUUAGGAAUUGUGAUAUUUUUGGGACUUGCCUUGCUGGGCCGAGAUGAACUGGUUAAUUUUUACAGUCAAGCUCUGUUCAUCACCGUUGUGACAUUUAUGCUGUUCUUGAAUGCAUACAAUAGCUUGAACCUCUACUAUGCUUUAGAAGAACAGGGAAUAGUAAACCUCAUCGCUGAAGAUGGUGCUCUAUUGCUGCUAUUAAUGAUCAGUGGAGUGUGGAUAGUGUAUUUAACAUCACUAGUGCUGUACUCAAGAGUGUAUAGCUCCAUCAAGCCAGUGCUUUUUUCUUUGACGGCAUUCCCUGGUAUGUUGCGUUACCUGUCGUCUACAAACCAGAAUGAAGAUCCACCUUUGUGGCUGUGUAUAUGCUUUGGUUAUGCAUUUUAUUUGAUGCUAAUGAGCAUUUACCAAUGUAUUCAUGACAUCGUCUGCCAUUUCAUUACGUCAGCACAUAUCAUGCAGUGGAUGUACAGAAUGUAUGGAUUGACUGUCACUGUCGUGUUCCACUGGCGAAGGGUCAAAGUUCCUCUGUGUAUGAUGACAUUAUGCCUUGUGUUAUUUCUCUACCACAGUUUGACUUUUCUACUGUUCUCUAGUGAAACAUUAACAGCCUUGCAGUUGUUUAACUUGACUAUGGCCUUAACAUGCAACUCUGUCCUAUCAAUGACAUCUUGUUGCUUUGUGAUUUACAGGCUUGCAGGUUAUGUUUUGAACAUAGUCAAGCGCUAUCAUCAUGAGGACAACAUUGCUCCGCCUGGCGAUCCUUACAGCUCUCCUGAUGGUCUGAGAGAAGGUUUUGGAUUCUUUUUUCUUGGUCUGUACACUGGACUCUCAAGCUCAAAGAUUAGUAGAAAACUGGUUCUUCUGGAACUGAUAUUUUAUUUAAUUAUUUCCGCGCUGGUGAGAUCAAUGUUUGAAAUAGCCGAGCCAGUUCUGUUGGGCCUUGCAUCACAGCCAAGCAUUGUGUACCGCAAACACUUCAGGGUUUUGUCUUUCUGCAUUUUUCUCCUGGGGGCAUCCAUUUAUUUGGCCCUUAACUUGUACUUCCUUAAAGAGAAGAUCCCAUUCAUCACCCCUAACGUCAUCACCAUAGCUCAAAUAGUCGCUGCUUUAGUUUUGUACUUCUUGCAUCUUUACGAAUCGCAACAAACUCAAAUUUGGGAGGCACUGGAUGACUAUGUGUACUUUAUUAAUGGUUCUUGCAAAGUGUUCGAGUUUGCCGUCAUCUCAGCUGUGCUUUUCUACAGAGUCGUUGACUUCAGCUUAGAAUGGACACUUUUUCAAAUCGUCAUGGCAUUACUUCACCUUUACUUCAACAUCUGGACGCCAGCUAAGGAAGGUUGGCUUAGUCUUAAACAGCGCCACCAAGUGAACCAAAAAUUGAAUUCGCUGCCAUCAGCAACUGAAAAGGAAAUUGACGAACUAGCAGAUGUUUGCUCCAUCUGCUUGGAGGAGUUGAAAGCUGCAAAAGUGACACCAUGCAAACAUUAUUUUCACAGCUUGUGUCUUCGCAAAUGGCUCAAUGUACAGAACAAGUGCCCUAUGUGUCACACUGCUCUUCUGUCGCUGUAAACAAAAUGUGUUAAUGUAGACUACAAUUUGUAAUUUCUCACACAUGGCUGGGAGCCAUGCCUAGCCGAACCACACAGACUGACCUUUAUUAACAUAAGAACAUAAUAGUCUUACACAAAAAAGUGGCUAGGGAAUAAUUUCACCUCAGCUUAACCCAUGUGUGAGAAAAUGGUUUCCUCAGCCAAUGGAAAACCACACUUAGAAUCAUUGGUAGACACCUGCUCCCUCUCCCCCUUUUUGGUUCUAGAAUAUGAAGCCUUAAAGGCUAACAUUUCAAAUUCUGCCUCUUUUUGAGUAAUGAAAGGUCCUCAUUCACUAUGGAUCCACUUCACUACCCUAGGGAUAUACGGUAUACCAUUGCUUGCAUCUAAGCAUGAACACGUACUGUCGCUUGCAUCUAAGCGUCGACAUGUGAUGCUUAAACAUGUUCUAAUUGGGUGUCAAACGUAGCAUAAUUGGUCAUCAAACGUUUGAAGUUUAGCAGACUGGCAAGAACUUGUGCACUAAAAGUUCAACACACGAAAUGGCAGAAAAAUUGGACAUUGAAGACUCCUUCAGCGAAAUUGACCCUGACCUGUGUCAACAUGAAUAUGCCUUUAACGAAAGUGGUUUUAUUUCAAGCUAACCUUGAAAUAUUGGUUGUGGCCGUAUUUGUUGAUGGUGAACAUUUUAAGGUCACAUUAUGGUCUGCUAAACUUCAAAUGUUUGAUGAUCAGUCAUGCAUGCCAUGUUUGACACCCAAUUAGAGCACAUUUCGGCAUUACUGUGUAAAUCCCGUGACUUGUGUGUCGAAUGACUUUAUAAGACAGUGAGUCACUGGUCAGAUUGGUCAGCCUCAAUAACACUCAUUUAACUCAUAAAUACUUCACAUGUACUUUGUAGUCAUGUUUUGAGUUUUCUAUGCGUUUAUCAGAAAAGCAGUGUCCAGGUCCAUAACAAAACUAAAAUGUACAGUGAAUGGAAAACUGAACCAAAUAGACCACAUUACAAAAGCCAGGUUGUAAGUUGGCUGAAAAAAGAAAAGAAAAUUUGUUCAAACAUUGUUCCAGACUCCCAUUUACCACAUUGUAAUCCUUGUUGAUUGGCAGAUGGACUAUGUAGCUUUAAAUUUAUGCUCAAAAUGUUAAACUUGACAUUUCUACUAUCAAUAUUGAAGGGAAAAUAGUUUGUAUUAAAUUAACGGUAAAUUGAACAACCAAAUGUACAUUAUGUAAAUGAUGUAAAAUAGUUUUGAGGACUGGUAACAAUAUAGUAGACAAUAAUAACAUUGUUAUAAAUUUCUAUAAGGCCAAUUUCAAAUAUUGUAAUGUUUGUUGGUACUUGUUUGUAAAAUGCUUGUCAUAGGAAAAAAUAAAUUGAAAGGUGAAAAAUGUAAUAAAGACAAU
Molecule: messenger RNA, 3194 nt
Organism: Orbicella faveolata
Lineage: Eukaryota; Metazoa; Cnidaria; Anthozoa; Scleractinia; Merulinidae
Product: RING finger protein 145-like
Biological process (GO): proteasome-mediated ubiquitin-dependent protein catabolic process; ERAD pathway
Cellular component (GO): endomembrane system
Molecular function (GO): ubiquitin protein ligase activity; zinc ion binding
Source: RefSeq, a predicted model, not a curated record